Messenger RNA from Nelumbo nucifera (sacred lotus), 1875 nucleotides. Its product is annotated as disease resistance RPP13-like protein 4. Gene Ontology annotation, biological process: defense response to other organism. NCBI's taxonomy places the organism in Eukaryota, Viridiplantae, Streptophyta, Magnoliopsida, Proteales, Nelumbonaceae. The record is from RefSeq and is a predicted model, not a curated record.
AUGUCUAAUCUUCCCGAUUCUUCUUCAGUCGCGGUGACCGGAAGAAUCUCCGAAGAUAUUCUGCCGGAUUUGCUGAGGCAACUGGAGGAAUUAAAGCGUCGCAGAACAAAUAAUUCAUCUCAGAUGCAGGAAUGGUUGUUCAACCUCGCGAAGAAAGAACUGCAAUCCAUGCAAGACUACGCCAGACUCGGAAUCAAAAACUGGGAGCAACUCAUCCUAGAAGACUUGAAUGCUUUAUCAAGAUUCUUCCAUCAAGAUGCUAACCAAAUUAAUGGCAUCCCUUCCAACCUGCAACAUAUCAUCAAUUGCAUCGCCAGGAUGAAAGCGCGAGUAUCAUCUCUCGUAGAUAACAUAGAUUCCAACAAUUCCCCGUCCUCUUCUCCGUCGCAGCCGGAGGAAGAUCCCGACGUUGUUGUUCGAGAAACGUCACAAAAAUGGAAAGAUCUCCGUAUGGAAGAGGAGAUUCUAAAGAGCCAAGGCAUGACCGAGCUUAAGCUGAGUUACGACAAUCUCGAACUCGCAGAGAAGCUCUGUUUGCUUUGCUUCUCCAUCUUCCCAGAAAAUUAUGUAAUAAAGAAGAGGCCCUUGAUAUACUGGUGGAUCGGUGAGGGAUUCGUAACUCCCACCGCAAACCAUACCGCCGAGGAGAUGGGCAAUCAAUGCUUUCGUAAGCUGAUGAGUGUUGGCUUGAUCGAGCCCGUCUACGAAAGAGGAUCUAAAGCCGCAAAGUGCUGCAGAAUGCAUCCUUGGAUUCGACGUAUGGUGAUUUCUGUCGCUAAAGAAUUGAGAUUCUUUAACUUCGAUUCGAGCGGCAAUCCCAUAUCUCCCGCUGAAUUUUCCCGAUCUGAAAAUGGCGCAGAUGAAUUCUCUCGCCGAGCAUGCUUGGUGACAACCAAUAGAGAAUCUCCAGAUCUACGAAAUUUCUAUCACGAGGACCUGCAGACACUGUUUAAUGUGAAUGCGCAGUAUCUUGAUUUCAAAAAGGAUGGCAAGAGUGAUGGGUUAUCGAUGAUGAGGAAGUUGGUUGUUCUUCAACUGGGUAAAUGGCAGAGAUGGCCGAAGCAUCACAUUGAGGUGGAGGACGAAAUUUUUCUGAAAGAUUUGGGAUCUAUGAAGCAUUUGAGUUAUCUGAGUCUUCAGGGCAUAUACGGAAUAACGAAGCUUCCAGUUUCAAUUGGCAGGCUCAUCAAUAUCAAAAUUCUGGAUCUCCGAGCAUGUCAAAAUCUGGAGGAACUGCCGGCCGGGAUAGCAUCUCUGAAGAACCUAACUCACUUGGACCUGUCUGAUUGUUUCUUGCUAGAGUACAUCCCCAGGAGUCUUGGCUCGCUCUCUGAGUUGCAGGUGCUGAAGGGAUUUAUAAUCUGUAACUCCAAGACCAAAGAUGUAUGCAGACUGAGCGAUUUAGUUACAUUGAAAAAACUAAAGAAGCUGAGCCUGAACAUCAACAUAGAAAACAGAGCAACUACUGAAACAGGAGAAUUUAAGUUGAACGGGUUGGAAGCUCUUCGUUCGCUAACAAUAACAUGGGGAGCUUCGAAAACAAUUCCGUCUUUUUCAUUUCCCUCGAACCUUGAAAAACUCGACGUUCGAUGCCUACCAGAGGAAAAUCCACCAGAUUGGCUCGGUCCCAGCGAACUGAGUAACCUGAAGAAGCUGUACAUCAGAGGAGGAAAGCUUGAACGGCUGGUGACUCAUGGCAAUACCCAGCGUCUCACAUGGAAGGUCCAAGUUUUGCAUCUAAAGUUUCUAGAGAAGUUCCAGAUGGAGAAGGUCGAAUUGCUGCAAGUGUUUGCGGAACUCAAAUACCUGUACAAGUUUGAGUGCCCCAAGCUAACCUCGUUUCCCUGCAGUGACAAUGAAAUCUGCGAGAACUGA